CCAACUUACUUUCUUGUGCUGCAAAGAGUUGACAGGUGAUGCAUGGAUCCAUCUCGCAAGCAUGCCUAGCUUGACGACCAUCAUCCUUGACUACUCGUACGCGGGUGUUAGCUACGAUGUAGAUAACUCAACAGCAUGGCCAAGAAACCCAUUUCCAAGCAUCAAGUACGUCCACAUUGAAAACAUUGACAUGGGCGAAGCUGCAAGUCUCUUGUCAAAAAUGACCUCCGGAUCUCUGGUCAACGUCAGUGUGCGUUCCCCUUAUAAUACUUGCUCGCUCCGAGCAUCGGAAGUCAUUAGUGCCAUUGCUCUUGCGGAGCACGGCACGCACAACCUUGAAAACCUACGCAUCGGUCACACAGACGAAGACGAGUACUCGCCCACCGACUCGUAUGUGAAGCAGGGUGACCUGCUUACCAUUGCAGAUCUGCGGCCUCUGUACAAAUUUUCCAGCCUUAACCACCUUUUCAUCGACGUCGUCUGCAAAAUGAUACUCCACAACCAGGACCUCAUCGAGCUGGCUGAAGCUUUACCAUGUCUCAGGUCCCUCUCUCUCAAUUGCUCAUUUGGUUGGCAGACAAGGCCGGAGAUCACAUUCUAUGGCAUAUUCUGGCUCCUGCACCUCUGCCCUGAACUCGGAAACUUUGGCAUCGUUUUUGACGCCGAAGACCUAAGUUCGUUGGAUGUAGGUCCCGACGCAUCGACGCAGUAUCGCCUUCCGCCACCUUCCCCUCCUCGUGACCACUCGCCCUUGAUGCUCUUUGUCGGAGAUUCUACAAUUGCUGAUCCGUACAAGGUCGCUGACGUGCUUUCCGGUAUCUUCCAUGGACUAGAGGGAGUCUCUACCUCGUCCCGGCAUAAUACGCUGCCGGACGACGUACAAUGGAUCAAAAAUAGGCGAUGGCACUCGAGGCGAUGGCAGAAAGUGGAAAGUUUACUCAAGAUGCGUAACUAUCAAAAGUUCAAGAACUUCAAAAGCCGCGCUCAAAGGGCCAAGAAGGAUACAAAAUCGAGGUACAGUUUGGAAGAAGGAGCAUACAAGCACUUGGCUGCCUAUGAUGAUACAUCGGACGGGUCUUCGACUUCUGAUGAGGAUGAUCUUGAAGAUGAUCCGGACCCCUGGAGCGAGGACGAGGACGGAUCGGACUUUGUCACGGACGAUUCUAGCUCCGAGUCUGAUGGAGACUUGGGGAGCUACGAUAGCUCGGCGGACAACGGUUCGGGCAGCGAUGGUCAGAUCCACGUGUAUAUGAAAGGUAAAGGCUCGGACGACGAAGAUUCGGAUUGCGAAGAUUCGGAUUAUGAAGAAUCAGACGACGAAGACUCAGACGACGAAGACUCAGACGACGAAGACUCGGGCGACGAAGACACAGGCGACCAGAUCACGAGCGAGGAGACUUGA
Molecule: messenger RNA, 1402 nt
Organism: Coniophora puteana RWD-64-598 SS2
Lineage: Eukaryota; Fungi; Basidiomycota; Agaricomycetes; Boletales; Coniophoraceae
Exons: 1
Coding region: 62-1402 (446 amino acids)
Source: RefSeq, a predicted model, not a curated record